AUGGAUUCAUGGCUAAUCCGCACGGCGGAGUUCUGGAACGAAUGGGGGCUCCGGAUCGCCGUCCUCUCCAGCCUUGCGUCGCACGUGGCCCUCGUCCUCCUCGCCAGCACCCGCCGGCGCAAUGUAUCCCUGUGGGGCUGGCUCCUCCUGUGGCCGGCGUACCAGAUUGCCGACAUAUCCGCGACGUACGCGCUGGGCAACCUGUCCCUCGGCGGCACCGGCGCCGGCGCGUCGUCAUCCGCCGGAUCCUCGUGCGAGCAGCAGCUUGUCGCGUUCUGGGCGCCGUUCCUCCUGCUGCAUCUGGGCCGCCCAGACAACAUCAGCGCCUACGCCCUCGAGGACAACACGCUCUCCUUGCGGCAAGCGCUGGAGGUGGCCCUGCAGGUCGCUGGAGCCUCGUACGUCCUCUACAACUACAUAUACCUCGGCCACAGCGGGGCCUUGCUUCCAGCUUCCGCGAUCAUGUUCGCCGCCGGCGUCGCCAAGUACGUCGAGAGAGCGCUCGCCCUAUGGAGGGGUAAGCUGGAACACAUCCGGGGCUCGACCAAGAAGAAGAACAAGAAGAAGAAGCCGCAGCAGCAGUCAACCAAGCAUGUGGUCCUACGUACUAGUACUGCAAUGGGAAGGCGAUGGCGGGAGCUUGACCUUGAAGAAGCCCUGCGGUUCGCUCACGACAUGUUUCGCUUCUGCCAGCGUGCAAUGGUCGACUCUUCCGUCGAGGUGGCGGCGGAUCAUACCAGCGGCAGCAGCAGCAGCGGGACGCAUAUCUUCUCCUUGGGGUGGAGGAGCAUGUGCAAGGUGGUGGAGAUGGAGCUCUCCCUCAUGUACGACGUCCUCUACACCAAGGCGAGCGUCGUCCACACCUGGGGAGGCUACCUCAUCCGAAUCAUCUCGCCGUUCGCCACCGCCACAGCCGCCACCUUCUUCUGGUUCCUUCCAAAGGACAAUUGUCUCAGGGAAGCUGACGUCAUCGUCAGCUACAUGCUGCUGGGGACUGCCUUCCUACUUGAUAUGGUAUGGCUAGUGAGGGCCCUAGGCUCCACCUGGGCAUUCGCCUUCCUCGACGCCAGGCCAGGAGUUUGGCUUUACCAUGCGCUCCUGUGCAGCGGAAGGUGGCAUCGGCUUCGCCGCAUCUUCGUGUCUCUGGAUCCAAGCUCCUGGCUACUUGGCCAGGAUCCGAGGACCUACAGGAUGUGGUCUGGCAACAUUGGGCGCUACAACUUGCUGGACGAUUGCACUCGUCCUCGUGGGGCCAUGGCAGGCCGUCUUUGCCGCUGGCUGGCGACCAAGGCCGGGUUGGAGGACUACUACUACUCGAGGUGCCUGUCUUAUCAGCUUGGCAAAGAUGUGAAGCAGCUGUUGUUCCAAAGGAUACAAACAAGAUUGCUAUCGUCCUACCCAGCAUCUACUACUCCAGCUGGCCCUAGGAAUAAUGGCGCCUACUCCAUGAAGGACAUCACCACAGCCUGGGGCCAAGAGGCGGUGAAGAGAGGUCGGCAGAUUUUUGAAGCUGACCAGCUGCCGUUUUUCGGCCGAGAAUUUCAGGAGGACAUCCUCGUAUGGCACAUUGGCACCUGCAUUCUCCUCGCGUGCGCCGAUCAACAGCACGUCCAAGGAACAUACGGGAAGGCAAUUGAGGUGCUGUCGGAGUAUCUCAUGUUCCUCGUCGCUGUGCGCCGGCACAUGCUGCCUGGUCUUGUGCUCCGCAGCCUGUUCGAGGUAACCGGUCAAGCUAUGGCGGAUGUAUGGGCCGAGGAGGUGGUUCACGGCAACAAAAACAAUCGAUCCUAUUCCUGCCUCAGAUCAAGGAAGGAGAUGCUUGCAAAGACCCUGCACGAGUUGAAGUUAAUCAACGAAGAUUGGGGUCUAAACAACGCCAACACACGUCUUAUCUCGGAUGGCAUUGACCUUGCCACCGUGCUUAUACAGGUUGAAGAAAAUGACAUGCCAAAGCUGAUGGAGCUCGUCUUCGACGUCUGGAUUGAUAAGCUGCUCUAUGCAGGCACUCGAUGCAGCAGGGAAUCCCACGCAAAGCAGCUGAGCCACGGUGCUGAACUCACAAGCAUCGUGUGGAUUAUUACAGAGCACGCUGGGCCGUUCCGCAUAGGAGAAACCAUCGAAGGAAGUCCUUUUACUAUGAUAGAAGAUCAUGCUCCUCCUCCUCCUCCUCCUAAAGAAAAGCCUCCUCCUACUAAAGAAGAGUAUCCUUAUCUUCCUUAUCCUUAUCCUUAUCCUGCUCCUCCUCCUCCUGACAAGAAAGAAGAGCCUACUCCUCCUCCUCCCGCUAUGAUGGAACCUGCCCCUCCCCCUCCACUUCCCCCUCCACCCAUUGAGCCUAUUGAGCCUACGAAGAGAAAGAGAAGGGUGAAAUAUGCUACAUUGUAUCCACCCUAUUAA
Messenger RNA from Miscanthus lutarioriparius, 2397 nucleotides. The record is from the annotation of a GenBank genome assembly. Lineage: Eukaryota; Viridiplantae; Streptophyta; Magnoliopsida; Poales; Poaceae.